This is a messenger RNA of Prorocentrum cordatum, 2181 nucleotides long. The record is from the annotation of a GenBank genome assembly. NCBI's taxonomy places the organism in Eukaryota, Dinophyceae, Prorocentrales, Prorocentraceae.
GGCGGCCGGCCAGCGGUUGCCCGGCGUGUGACGCCGAGGGCUGCCGCUCAGGGCUGCCUCGCCCUCGGUGGCGCCGCGUCGGCGGCCGCGCUCGCGAGCCCUCGGUCCCAUCGGCCUCGGCGGCGCCCGGGCGCGAGGGGCGCGCAGCCUGGCUGGCGUGGCGACGGGCGGCGGUCGCCGGAGGUGGCGGCGGCCGCGGCGGCUGGCCUGCGGGUCUUCGGCAUCUCGGACGUGCACGCCGACUGGGAGGAGAACCGCGCGCUGCUGGAGGCGCUGCCCCGGGGGCCCUUCGCGGAGGAUGCGCUCCUCGUGGCCGGAGACGUGACGCACGUACAGUCGACCUUCCUCAGCACGAUGCGGGCGCUCCGCGAGCGCUUCGGCCACGUCUUCUUCGUGCCGGGCAACCACGACUUGUGGUUGGAGGGCCCCUCGGCUACGGACGCGGUUCGCUGCGAGGACUCCCUCGCGAAACACCGGUGGCUGCUGGCCGAGUGCGACCGCCUGGGUGUCUGGACCACUCCUGUCCGCUUUGAGGCAGAGCGGCUCACCAUCGUGCCGCUGUUCUCUUGGUACCACGCCGAGUUCGACACGGAGCCCGAGCUGCCUCCCGGCGCGCUACCGCCGGCGCUCGAGCGGCGCAGGCGGCGGCUUGCCGAGCUCGGCGACGAGGUUUCGUGCGCCUGGCCGGACUUUCUCGGCGCCGCACCGCGGGAGCGGAACCGGGCCCUGGCGGAGCUCCUGGACGCGGCGAACGACGGGGGCGACGGCGCGGGGCUGCCUGGGACCGGGCUCGAGGGGCGUCCGCGUGCCAGGCGGGGCGGCCAGCCCGUGAGCUUCGCGGAGGCGCUGCAGGCACGGGAGCGAGGCGAGUUCGUCAUCUCUUUCUCGCACUUCUUGCCAAGGCUGAGCCUCCUGCCCGAGAAGCGCUUCCUGUUCUUCCCCCAGCUGGCCAGGGCGGCCGGAUCCCUGCCGCUCGGCGACAGGGUGGCACGGCUGAAGCCCGCCCUGCACCUCUUCGGGCACACGCACUUCUCAUGGGACAGCACCCACAGCGACGGCGUGAGGUUCGUGCAGGCACCGCUGGGCUCCCCGCGCGAGCGACGGGCGCGGCCCCGUACGAUGCGCCUCGCCGGCGGGGUGCCGGCGCUGCUGUGGCGCGGCCGGGGGGCCGCCCAGCCGAUGCCGGCUGAGCACGCGGCCUGCUGGUCGGACUACUACGCGCGCCACGAGCGCCAGCCAGCCAGCCUGGACAUCGGCCCCUGGAUCCGUCUGCCGGGCAGGGGCCGCAGCCGGCUGCCGAUCGACCCCGGCCGGACCAGCCCGGAGCCGCCGGGCGCGGGCUCCGCGGAGGCCUCGCUGUGGCUGGUCUGGGGCAUCGCGGGCGAGCCGGAGGAGGCGCAGCUGGACAUGCUGAGCGCAGACGAGCGCGAGCGCGCCGCGGCGUUUCACUGCGACGGGGCGCGCCGCCGCUUCGUGCAGAUGCGCUCCGCGCUCCGGUGCGCUGCCGCGGAGGCUCUGGGGACGAGCCCCUACGAGCUGCGCUUCGCGUACGGCAGGCGCGGCAAGCCGCGGUUCCAGCAGCCCGCGUUGGCGCAGCGUUGCAGCUUCAACGUGUCCCACUCCGGCGACGUCGGCGUGGUCCUCCUGCUGUCGAGGCCCUGGGCUUCCCCCGGCCCCGCGCCGCCGGUCGGUGUGGACGUUGAGGGCCACGCCCACCGGCGUUUCGAGUCCCUGGCCGAGCGCUUCUUCUGCCCCGAGGAGCUCGACGCGCUUGUCCGGGCGAGGUCGCAGGAGGGCAGUGCUCAGAUGCGGCUCUUCUUCGAGAUGUGGACCAAAAAGGAGGCUUGGCUGAAGGCCAACGGGCUGGGGCUGUCUGGCGGGCUCAACAGCCUUAACUGCGCCGGCGGCGCCGGCGGAGCCAGCGCGGAGGAGGUGGAGGCCUUCCUUUCGCACACCGCCGGCAUGGCCGACGACAGCCCACCCUCACUCUGUCCCGUCACCAGCCGACGUCGGGGGCGCCCGCGGCGCUGGCACCACCUACGCGGUGCGCUCUCUGCGGGGCCUGCCGCUGGAUGCCUACAGCGUCGCGGUCGCGCUGCCGCGCGGUUUGCCCUUGCGGGUGGAGAGCCUCUCCGCGGUGGGCUGGGCGCACUUCCUGCGGAGGUGGCCGCGGCGCGGUGA